ACUCCCUAUUACAGUCCCUAAAUCGCAGGCAGCCUAAAACCCCAAACUGCCAUUUUUGUUGCAGAAACCAAUAGUUAAACGAUGCAGAGAUUGUGCAGCAAGCUCCGGAGUUUGGCUCUUCGAUCAACCCAAACUCUUCCCUCUCUCUCCGCUUCUCGUCGCUUUCUCCAUCAUUUGUCUCCUCCAAUCCCUUUGAUUUCAACGAAAUGGAGCUUCAACUCCCUCCUCAAUAACAAUGCCGCAUCGCCUCCCCUCGCCGUCAACUCAUUCCGUUAUUCUCCACUGCCUCUCUCCGUGGUACAAGUCCGGCAUGUUUCGUCGAGAGAGCGAGCCAAGAGGAGGAAGCCUAUGACUCCUCGUACUUCCAAAAUCAAGAAAAUUAAGAUGAAAUCUUAUUCGUCCUAUAAGUCCAGAUUUAGGGUGAUGAGUGAUGGGAGUAUUCGUCGCUGGAGGGAAGGCAAAAAUCAUAAUGCACACUUGAAGUCCAAAAAAUCAAGACGGCGACUAAGAAAACCUGCUAUAGUACCAGCCGCAUAUGCGAAGCUUGUUGUGGAGGGGAUUGUUUCAUUUUGAAUUGAUGUUGAUACCAUAGGUACUAGUAACUUAGAGAAGGUCAGCAGCAUAUGAUCUGACAUUGCCAUGUACGCAGGCUUCCUGGUGUAACACACCGCGAAUGCUCCAAGUAAAACAUUGAUUUUUCUUCUCUCUCUCGA
Molecule: messenger RNA, 713 nt
Organism: Theobroma cacao (cacao)
Lineage: Eukaryota; Viridiplantae; Streptophyta; Magnoliopsida; Malvales; Malvaceae
Product: Ribosomal protein L35
Biological process (GO): translation
Cellular component (GO): ribosome
Molecular function (GO): structural constituent of ribosome
Source: RefSeq, a predicted model, not a curated record